CGGCUGCGUCCUCGUCCACUCGCCAUCAGUUUUACGAUCCGCCUGCUAUUGUUCAGAUCGCGAUUUUCCUCGACAUCGCACCCUCAUCGGGCGACUCUUGUGGCAACCCACAGUGCCCUGCGACCACCAUUCACCGGGGCAGCUGUCAUCGAAUGGGCGUUCGUCGUCCUACUCGUAUCCGUUUGAUCGUGGACCCGGUAUCUCGGGGCCAUCACAGUUUCUUUCCCUCUGCGAUUCUCUUGCGACAUGCCGGAACCUGUUCCUGACCAGAUGUGCAGAUCAUCAUCCAUGGACUUUGCUAUCCAUCCGUGCGCAUAACCACAUCUGAUUGCUCUGGCCCAGAGUGUACACGUCGUCGAUAUUGCAACUACAACGACCUUAUUGCCUCGACUUUGCAGUUAACCCUCUUUUCGCUCUUUUAUCUGUCUGUGCGCAUUCAUUCACAAGCAUCCAGACCGGUCGUUGCAAUUUUGCAUGGGUUGCCUCCUACCUUUUGCCUCGGACAUGUUAUACCGCUCUGGUUAAAGGCGGCAGACUUCUCUUCGUGCCCGACGGUUCACCACCAAUUUCCAGGAUAUCGACUGUACCGACCGCUAUUCUCACGAACGUCUUCAGACCACGUCCCCUUACCCUCCGACCCAAAGCAACUCCCUCGAUAUAUAUAUGAUUAAAGACCGGGAUCAAUGCCAUCAUUCGUCACAUGGAGACGAAAUAAUUCCGAGCCUGAAUGGUACUUCUAGAGACUCAAGAAGACAAGAACUGUCGAGUACACGAAAACGACAGAAACACAUUCACUCCUCCCCGUCCGCGCAGAUGAGCGGUGAUGGAGAUCCGUCCGAGACGAAGGCCCACGCUGCCUACGAGGCUUACGACGAUGCCCGAGCUGUUGUGAGGCUGUUCCAAUGCUCGCAAUGUUCCUACCCGCUAAGGGAUCCUAUGACAUUACCUUGCGGCAAUUCUCUCUGCAAGCCAUGUCUCCCACCGCUGUACAAGAGAGAAAACAUCACAUAUCCACUGAUAGACGGGCGGUCGGAGGGGUUUCUGUGUCCAUUCAAGGGCUGUGGAUUGGAGCACUCAGUGGGAGACUGCGGAACAGACGUGACCUUGAACAAGAUCAUGCAUGUCAUUAAGGCUUAUAUUGCCCAACACCAGACAGAGUCACCCAAGGUGUCGCUGUUGCUGGAAGAAAAAUUGGACUGGCCUAGUGUGAGAGAUAGUUCCAUCGACGUCAUGCCCAGGUCACGCGUACUUCAAGGGGGUCGUAUCCUCGCAACAUACGUUCUGGCAGACAUGGGCGAGCUCCACUAUCAGUCCGACGUCGCAUACACGCCAGUCGGCACGAGUAUCGAAGAGAGCACCAUCCGAGAAUUGGAUAUCGCGACAUUGUCAGCCCUGAAAGAGGUGGUGCAAGCUGAGCUGGAAUGCCAGGUGUGUUAUCAAGUCAUGCUCGAUCCCCUGACGACGACCUGUGGGCACACCUUUUGUCGAAAAUGUUUCGCACGCGCAAUGGACCACGCAAACUACUGUCCAAUGUGUCGUCGGCGUCUGCCACUCCUGCCCAGUGUGGUGAGUGAACCGAGUAAUAAGAGAGUCACUUUUUUGCUUCAGCAUCUGCUGAAUGAUCUGUUGGAGGCGAGAAGAGCCGUUGCAGACCAAGAGGACUCUGUUGACGAGGAAGGACACUUGCCCUUGUUCCCUUGCACGCUGGCCUAUCCGCAGAUGCCGACUUUCCUGCAUAUCUUUGAACCGCGGUAUCGAUUAAUGAUCAGAAGGGUUAUGGAUAAUGGUUCCCGGAAGUUUGGCAUGCUGAUGUACCGACCCUACACCCCGCCCUCGGGAGCGCCACAAUACAUGCCAUAUGGCACUGUCCUUUAUGUUGAGCGCUUGGAGAUGCUACCAGAUGGCCGAAGUCUGAUAGAGACUAGAGGACUCUACAAGUUCCGAGUCAUCGAGGCCUCCUUGGUUGAUGGCUAUUUCGUUGGAAAAGUCCAGCGGAUUGGUGACAUUCCUGUGCACGAAGAAGAGAUCAUGGAGUCUCGAGAGACGAGCACAGCCGCACCCCCGGACGCCGAUGAGCAAACGCAACUUCAGCAUCUGUCAACACAACGUCUAUUGGAUAUGUGUCUGGGUUUUGUGGAACAAGCCCGCUCUCAGUCUGCACAGUGGCUCCACCAACGGGUACUGGCAGCUUACGGUCAACCGCCAUCCGAUCCUGCAGUUUUCCCCUAUUGGCUAGCGAGCGUGCUACCUAUAGCACAGACGGAGAAAUACACUCUGUUGCCGGCGACGAGUGUGAGGGAGAGGUUAAAGAUUACAGCCUCGUGGAUACAACGUCUUGAACGCGCUAGGCACGAGUUCAGCGCAGAACAACGGACAACAGCCGCCGGUUCUCGUGAGGACGAACCGGAUCACGAGGGAUGAUGCCUGGCACACUACAAGCGGAGUCGCACCAAAGCCUCACGAUGAAAUUAAGAAGAGUUUUGGGGAAUCGUCGACGGCAUGGCCGACCUUUGCUAUGCAAGAACAAGUUCAAGAAAAACCACUAACUUUUUCUCAACCAAACAGGCAGCACCCUCCCUCAUGUAUUGUGUUAUAGCAUAGCAGUGGCCGGUCGACAUUGGCCUUGUGGUCCUGGAUGUUUUUACGCAUGAUCAUGUCAUGGUCGACUCUUGACGAACAUUUUGGUUAUUAGACCUCAUAUCAUUAGCGAAGGGCAAUGAGCAAGCGAUCUCCGUUUCCUAUGAUCUUUUUCAGGCGUUUGUCAUUGUUGGGGAAUGUUUGGUUGAUGUCGCCUCAGACUCACAAUAUUCCUGUGACUAUUUGUAUAUAUACUCCCUACUAGUUGCGUAUCUUAUGCAUAUAAAUACCACUGGAGGUGGGAAGAAUGAGAGUGAUCAACUUUUGCACA
Exophiala oligosperma is the source of this 2908-nucleotide messenger RNA. RefSeq lists its product as uncharacterized. The record is from RefSeq and is a predicted model, not a curated record. The transcript is spliced from 2 exons. Lineage: Eukaryota; Fungi; Ascomycota; Eurotiomycetes; Chaetothyriales; Herpotrichiellaceae. Bases 664 to 2421 code for a protein of 585 amino acids.